AUGAGCUUCAAGGGGUUUUCUAAGAGUAUCGCCCGAGCUCCGCAGCAGUUCAAGCUCAAGUUCAACCUCGGAGAACACUCCCAGGAUGCGGUGUAUACCGACUCCGAGCGCCGCUUCCAAGAGCUAGAGAAGGAAACCAAGAAGCUUCACGAUGAGUCCAAGAAGUAUUUCGACGCCAUUAAUGGCAUGUUGACCCACCAGAUCGAAUUCUCCAAAUCAGUCGCCGAAAUUUACAAGCCCAUCUCGGGACGAGCUUCCGAUCCCAACUCAUACCACGAUGAAGGAAAUGCCGAGGGAAUUCAGGCUUGUGAGGAGUACGAGGCGAUUGUGCGAGAGCUGCAGGAGGCCCUCGUCCCCGAACUGGAGAUGAUCGAGAGCCGAGUAAUCAGCCCUGCGGACCAACUCCUCGAAGUUGUCAAGAUCAUUCGCAAAGUGGCUGUCAAGCGCGACCAUAAGAAACUGGACUUUGAUCGUCGAAAUGCCACGCUCAAGAAGUUGGAGGAAAAGAAGGACAAAAAUAUCAAGGAUGAAAAGGCUCUGUACAAGGCCGAGAAUGACGUUGAGCAAGCAACACAGGAAUACAACUAUUACAAUGAUCUGCUCAAGGAGGAGCUACCGAAGCUUUUCACCCUCGAAGCAGAGUUCAUCCGCCCGCUCUUCCAGUCCUUCUACUACAUGCAACUCAACGUCUUUUACACUUUGCACGACAAGAUGCAGCGCAUGAAUAUCAGUUAUUUCAACCUCAACCUGGAUGUGGAGGAGGCCUUUGAGCAAAAGCGAGGUGACGUGCAGGAACGCACGGAAGCUUUAACCAUCGUCCACUUUAAGGCACAGGGCGUCCGUCGAAACAACUCCAAACUGAAUCCCAAGCUGGCCGAAAUCAAACGAGGAAGAUCUGCCUCCACCGCCGAUGAGAACCCUCCACCACCUUACUCAGCCGGUUCCAUUCCCAGCCCAACAGGCAGCUUCUCCUCGGCUGCUAAGAGCAAGCCAGCCCCACCGCCACCAAGAGCAAAGCCGGCUCACCUCAGCAAGCCUGCCGAGAUGGCCACCGCUCUUUAUGAUUAUGAGGCACAGGCCCACGGUGACUUGGGCUUCUCAGCAGGCGAUGUGAUUGAAAUUAUCCACCGAACUGAGAACACAAAUGAGUGGUGGACCGGGCGGACCGGUGGUCGGGAAGGACAAUUUCCUGCCAACUAUGUGCAAUUGAAUUAG
Messenger RNA from Penicillium verhagenii, 1215 nucleotides. RefSeq names its product amphiphysin. Gene Ontology annotation, cellular component: medial cortex; actin cortical patch; mating projection tip. The record is from RefSeq and is a predicted model, not a curated record. Gene Ontology annotation, molecular function: protein binding; lipid binding. Gene Ontology annotation, biological process: plasma membrane tubulation; endocytosis; actin cortical patch localization. Lineage: Eukaryota; Fungi; Ascomycota; Eurotiomycetes; Eurotiales; Aspergillaceae. Bases 1 to 1215 code for a protein of 404 amino acids. The transcript is spliced from 3 exons.